This is a messenger RNA of Saitoella complicata NRRL Y-17804, 792 nucleotides long. RefSeq lists its product as uncharacterized. Lineage: Eukaryota; Fungi; Ascomycota; Saitoellomycetes; Saitoellales; Saitoellaceae. Gene Ontology annotation, molecular function: endopeptidase inhibitor activity; proteasome binding. Gene Ontology annotation, biological process: proteasome-mediated ubiquitin-dependent protein catabolic process. The annotation marks the transcript as partial. The transcript is spliced from 3 exons. The record is from RefSeq and is a predicted model, not a curated record.
CUUCCACAGUCUUGGAACUCAACAACGCCUUCCCUACAUGAAUUCAGAUACACCCACACACAGUCAUCGCUAACAUUCUUGAUCAAAUUAUCGAGGCUGGGACCGAAGGUCAUGAUCUAUGGGAUGGGUCUGGGUGAUGAUAAGCCUGCUACAUAUAGCGUGAUUGCAAAGGAAUACACGAGUGAGAAUUUCUUUCCCUAUCCAAGCGACAGUUCGGAGGAGCCCUUACAGAAUGGUUACGUUUCAUCUUCGAGGCUCAAGGAUUUCGCUGGCUUGUUCAAGUUGAAUGUCUUACAAAAGAUCAUUCCGGGUCUGCACAAGGCGGGUUAUGAAGAAGCAUCUAGUGAUCUCCAAGAGCCUCGUAGCUCUGCGUCAACGUCUGAGAUUGCCGAACCACUUCGACCUCUACCAUACGGUGAUCCCGGCUUUGAUCCCCUUCGCCCUGCUCAUCUACGUCCGGGCCCUUUCGGAGGUAUAAAUCCGUUCUCCAUCGGUCAUGAUGACUUGAAUCCUCCAGGCUUAGGUUCUAAUCCGUCUCUGACUGGCCCUUUCUUCGGAGGCGGAAACAGUCCCUUGCCUAGGCCCGGUAUGGGUGGAAUGCAUCCUACCGCCGACCAUCCCCUGUUUGGAGGUCGUGGAGGUGAUUAUGGGGACGAAAGGCCACCCAAUGCGCCUCCCGGCGCUAGAUGGGAUCCUGUCGGACCGGGGAACGGCGGGUUUGGGUUACCGAGAGGCCCGAGGGGCCCAUUUGGAGGAAACGGCAGUGGAUUUCCUGGAGGAGGAUUUCUUUAA